Messenger RNA from Lottia gigantea (owl limpet), 2261 nucleotides. RefSeq lists its product as hypothetical. Bases 46 to 1863 code for a protein of 605 amino acids. Lineage: Eukaryota; Metazoa; Mollusca; Gastropoda; Lottiidae. Gene Ontology annotation, molecular function: double-stranded DNA binding; damaged DNA binding; telomeric repeat DNA binding. The transcript is spliced from 20 exons. Gene Ontology annotation, biological process: double-strand break repair via nonhomologous end joining; cellular response to X-ray; cellular response to gamma radiation. The record is from RefSeq and is a predicted model, not a curated record. Gene Ontology annotation, cellular component: Ku70:Ku80 complex; nucleus.
GUUGGACGCGAGUUGCUACAGAGUCAUCUAACUAACAAGUGAGGUAUGGCUGAUUUUGGUUUUGCACGAUUUGGUGAUGAUGAUGAUAAUGAAGAAGAUGAUGAAUUUGAUCCAGGGUUACGGUUUGGAAAUCGUGAUGGUUUGAUAUUUGUUGUUGAUUGUAAUAAAGAAAUGUUUGAUGCUGAAGAUGAAGAAGAAUGCCCAUUUAGAGUCUGUAUGAGGUGUAUAAAAACUACCAUGCAGAAUAAAAUUAUCAGUAGUGAAAGAGAUAUGGUAGGAGUUAUCUUUUAUGGAACUGAAAAAACAGACAAUCCAAGUGACUUUAAAAAUAUCUACAUUUAUAUGAAUUUAGAGCAGCCCGGCGCUGAAAGAAUUUUAGAAAUAGAGAAUAUGAUAGAAAAUGGAUAUAAAAAAUUUGGUACAAAAUAUGGUCAUAAUGAACAUUAUUCUAUCAGUGAAGUUCUCUGGACUUGUGCUAAUAUGUUUUCUAAUUCGAGCCAGAAAAUAAACUAUAAACGAGUGUUAUUAUUUACUAAUAAUGAUGAUCCACAUUCUAGUAGUCUUCAGUUACAGAGACAAGCAAGAACUAAAGCAAAUGAUUUAAAUGAAACUGGAAUUGAUUUAGAAUUGAUGCACAUGCAGAAACAAGGACAAACUUUUGAUGUUUCUAAAUUCUGGAAGGAUUUAAUCUAUACAGCUGAUGAUGAGUUGACUGAAUUACCAGACCCUUCUGAAAAACUUGAAGAACUUUUAACCAGAGUAAGAACUAAAGAUCAUAAGAAGAGAGCAUUCAGAAGAGUUCCAUUCUCUUUAUCUGAUGAUAUUAAAUUCUCCGUUGGAGUGUAUAAUCUAGUACGACAUUGUACCAAACCAUACAGUAUCAAACUAGACAAAAAAACUAAUGAAGAAUUAAAAAGUCACAGUAAAACAUACCUCAAGGAAACAGGAGAAGUGUUGAUGCCACAAGAUUUAAAGAAAGCUCAAACGUAUGGUGGACGUAAAAUUUGUUUUGAAAAUGAUGAAGUUACAGAAAUUAAGAGAUUUGAUGUGUCAGGAUUAAAAUUAAUGGGUUUUAAACCAAAAAAUAGAUUAAAGAAAUUUCACAAUGUUAAACCUUCAUCUUUUAUUUAUCCUGAUGAAGAUUCAAUAUCAGGCAGUACGACUAUGUUUACAGCAUUAUUAACUAAGUGUAUUGAUCGUGGUGUUAUAGCUAUUUGUCAAUACAUACCUGGUAAAAAUAAUCCACCUAGGUUUGUCGCUCUUCUACCUCAGAAAGAAGAGUUAGAUGAACAUAAAGUGCAGAUAACUCCACCAGGUUUUCAUGUUAUAUUUUUACCAUUUGCUGAUGAUUUUAGAAAAGUAACUUUUGAAGAAGCUCCACGAGCUACAACAGAACAGAUUGAUAAAGCAAAAGAACUGAUCAAGAAAUUACAGUUUAAAUUUAAUAGUGAAAGUUUUGAAAAUCCUGUUUUACAAAACCAUUGGAGAAAUAUUGAGGCCCUGGCCUUAGAUAGAGAUGAAGCAGAUGAGAUGACAGACUAUACUAUGCCAAAUGAAGCUGGUAUUCAGAAGAGGGCUGGUAAAAUAAUGGAUGAAUUUAAAGAUUUAGUUUUUCCUCCUGAUUAUGAACCUGGGGUCAAACGAAAGGCACCAACUAGUGAAUCAGCAGCAGCUAAAAAGCAGAAAGUAGCUGAUGCUAUGGUAGAAAUAGAUGUUAAGAAAGAGGCUCAGGCUGGAAGAUUGAACAAGUUAACAGUACCAGUGCUAAAAGAGUUGAUUAAGAAAGAAAAGAUAACUGCUAAUGGAACAAAGAAAGCUGAUCUAAUAGAAGCUAUUAAUGAUCAUUAUGGUAUUGCUGCCUAGAAUUAUUUCAUUCAUGUCUUGCAUGUGAAGUAGGGGUGGUCACAAUCAAGUAGAUAACUCUGGAAGGAUACUAAUAUUUGAUAACCUGUAGCAAGCAGUGUGCUCAGUAUUUCUUAUGUAACAUUCAUAAGAUAUUUUCCAACCUUUGUAAUACAGUUUGUAUUCAGAUUUCCAAACUGGAUGUCUGUAAUUCCAGAAAAAUUGGAUCAGAAUAUGAUGUUAUUGUUUAAAAAUCUAUCUAAAAGCAAUCUGAUAUUUGCAGCACUUCAUUAUGCAUUUUGAAAUUUAACUACUUCACUGCCAUGGCAUUUCAUGUUGCAUUUUAUGUCUUUGUCACCAAAUUUUUACACACAUUAUCUGUAUCUUAUCAUGUAUUCAAAUAGAUCUUAUUACAUCAA